UUCUCAAUGAGGUGUUUGGUUGCUGAGAAAAUGUUCUCCCAAGCCUGAAUUUUGAGGGGCUUGCUCAAAUUUCAUUGGUUCAUCAUACAUUAACCAAAAAAGUCAAGUUUCUCGACGGUGGAGAAUGAAGACUUUUGCAGUUCAAGUUGAAAAUGGAAGGGAAGGGCGAGAUGGGAAGCCGUCUGUUGGUCCUGUGUAUCGGAAUUUUCUCGCCAAAAGUGGGUUUCCACCAAUGGAUUCCAAUUUAAAUACAGCUUGGGAUAAUCUCAGGAUAUCGAGUGAGAAGUAUCCCGGGAAUAGGAUGCUUGGAUGGCGAGAAUUCGUUGGUGGGAAGUUAGGGCCAUAUAAGUGGAAAACAUACAGGGAAGUCUAUGAGGAAAUUCUCCAUAUUGGUUCUGCAUUACAGGCGUCGGGUGCUCAACCUGGCUCCCGCGUGGGGAUUUAUGGAUCAAACUGCCCCCAAUGGAUUGUGGCAAUGGAGGCUUGCAGUGCUUACAGUUUGAUUUGCGUUCCUCUCUAUGACACCCUUGGGCCAGGGGCUGUGGAUUAUAUAAUAGAUCAUGCAGAGGUUGAUUUUGUUUUCGUCCAAGAUAAGAAAGUGAAAGAACUUCUAAACCCUGAUUGUAGAUCCGCUAAAAGGCUGAAAUUGAUGGUUUGCUUUACUUCACCGACAGAGGAACAGAAGGACAAGGCAGCCGACAUUGGAAUCAAACCAUAUUCAUGGGAUGAGUUCCUCCAUAUGGGAAAAGAAAAUCCAUCCGAGGUCUUUCCACCUCAGCCUUUGGACAUAUGUACGAUAAUGUACACAAGUGGAACCAGUGGAGAUCCUAAAGGCGUUGUUCUGACACAUGAAAAUGUUACAACAAUUGUAAGAGGGGUUGAUAUUUUUAUGGAACAGUUUGAAGACAAGAUGACAGUAGAUGAUGUGUAUCUAUCUUUCCUGCCCCUGGCUCAUAUCCUGGACCGCAUAAUUGAGGAAUAUUUCUUCCAUAAGGGUGCUUCUGUUGGGUACUAUCAUGGGGAUAUGAAUGCACUGAGGGAAGAUUUAAUGGAGUUGAAGCCAACCCUUUUUGCUGGUGUACCUCGGGUUUUCGAAAGAGUGCAUGAAGGUAUCAAAAAGGCAGUACAAGAACUCAAUCCAAUAAGGAGGAGAGUUUUCGGCAUUCUCUACAAAUACAAACUUUCAUGGAUGAAUUCAGGGUAUAAACAUAGAGAGGCAUCACCAUUGGCUGAUCUGCUAGCUUUCAGAAAGGUCAAAGCGAGGCUAGGUGGUCGGGUUCGAUUAAUAAUAUCUGGGGGUGCUCCCUUGAGCACUGAGGUGGAAGAAUUCUUGAGAGUCACUUCCUGUGCCUUUUUAACACAAGGCUAUGGGUUGACAGAAACUUGUGGAUUGACUUCCGUUGGCUUUCCGGAUGAAAUGUGCAUGGUUGGAACUGUUGGUGCAGUAUCUGUAUACAGUGAGUUGCGCCUGGAGGAGGUUCCAGAGAUGGGCUACGAUCCAUUUGGGGAUCCUCCAAGGGGUGAGAUAUGUGUGAGGGGGAAAACUGUUUUUGCUGGGUACCACAAGAAUCCAGAACUCACACUAGAAUCCAUCAGAGACGGGUGGUUUCAUACAGGAGAUAUUGGGGAGAUACUUCCAAAUGGGGUUCUCAAGAUCAUUGAUAGGAAGAAGAAUCUUGUAAAACUCUCCCAAGGAGAAUACGUCGCAGUUGAAUAUCUGGAAAAGGUCUAUGGGACAGCAGACAUUGUUGAAGAUAUUUGGGUCUAUGGAAACAGCUUUAAGUCAAUGCUGGUUGCAGUGGUUGUACCACAUGAAGAGAACACUAAAAAGUGGGCAGAUUUAAAUGGCCAUAAGGGUUCCUUAUCUGAACUAUGUUCACUUAAUCUGCUACAUAGUUAUGUCCUCUCUGAGCUUAAGGCUGCAGCAGAGUUAAGCAAGCUGAGAGGCUUUGAACACAUCAAAGGAGUAAUUUUGGAAGCCAGGCUAUUUGAAGCAGAACAAGAUUUGGUGACUCCAACCUUGAAGAAGAGAAGAGAUAAAAUGCUUAAACAUUACCAGGCCAAAAUUGAUGAACUAUAUGCAAAUUUUGGGUGAAGGGAGACACAAAGGGUAAUGUCUGGAGUGCUGUAAUAUGGUUGGGUUUGUCCAUGAACUAAAGAGUAUGAUAUGUAGUUUCACCUCCAACCAAUAAACUAGUCCCUGACACUUGCUUAAUAAAAUCAAGGCCUUGUGUGUGUUGAUACACUGAUACUUCAUUUCCUAGACAAUGUCAUCACCAUACAUCAUAAUCAUAAUCUUAAGCAUUCCAAUUUCAUUCGUAA
Vitis riparia (riverbank grape) is the source of this 2322-nucleotide messenger RNA. RefSeq names its product long chain acyl-CoA synthetase 1. Gene Ontology annotation, molecular function: long-chain fatty acid-CoA ligase activity. Gene Ontology annotation, biological process: fatty acid metabolic process; cutin biosynthetic process; wax biosynthetic process. The transcript is spliced from 20 exons. NCBI's taxonomy places the organism in Eukaryota, Viridiplantae, Streptophyta, Magnoliopsida, Vitales, Vitaceae. Bases 125 to 2095 code for a protein of 656 amino acids. Gene Ontology annotation, cellular component: endoplasmic reticulum; membrane. The record is from RefSeq and is a predicted model, not a curated record.